Molecule: messenger RNA, 2160 nt
Organism: Aureobasidium melanogenum CBS 110374
Lineage: Eukaryota; Fungi; Ascomycota; Dothideomycetes; Dothideales; Saccotheciaceae
Product: oxidosqualene-lanosterol cyclase
Exons: 3
Coding region: 1-2160 (719 amino acids)
Biological process (GO): triterpenoid biosynthetic process; ergosterol biosynthetic process
Cellular component (GO): lipid droplet
Molecular function (GO): lanosterol synthase activity
Source: RefSeq, a predicted model, not a curated record
AUGGUGUCUCGUCAAGUAGGCGACCAGAAGACGGACGCGACGAGGUGGAGGCUUCGAGACGUGGGUGGAGAGCAGACAUGGCACUACCUGAGCGAGGAACAAGCAAAGGAUUGGCCUCAGACUACCGCAGACAAGUACUUUCUCGGUCUGCCUACUGAACAACCCAACCUUCCUCCAGCCAAGACUCCCCUCGAAUCCGCCGAAAAUGGUCUCGAAUUCUUCUCCAAACUGCAACUUCCUCCUGGCAAUUGGGGCUGCGAGUAUGGCGGUCCCAUGUUCCUGCUCCCUGGUGUUGUCAUCACCUGGUAUGUCACCAAGACGCCCAUCCCCGACGCCUACAAGAUCGAGCUCAAGAACUAUCUCUACGCGCGUCAACACCCAGAAGAUGGAGGAUGGGGUCUACACAUUGAGGGAGACAGCUCUGUCUUUGGCACUGCCAUGAACUAUGUCGCUUUGAGGCUGUUGGGUGCAGAUGCUGAAGAUCCGCGUAUGAUUAAGGCUCGUGGUCUGCUGCAUAAGCUUGGAGGUGCUGUCAAUGGUCCUCACUGGGCAAAGUUCUGGCUGAGUGUACUGGGUGUUACUCCUUGGGACCUCGUCAAUCCUGUGCCUCCGGAGCUAUGGCUGGUUCCUGAUUGGGUGCCCAUUGCUCCCUGGAGAUGGUGGAUCCACAUGCGAAUGGUCUUCUUGCCCAUGUCAUUUAUCUGGUCCCGUAAGUGGUCUUUCCCUGCAGACAAGCUUGUCAAAGAGCUACGAAACGAGCUCUUCGUCGAGCCUUACGAAUCCAUCAAUUUCGCUUCUCACCGCAACUCCAUCUCGAGAUUCGACAACUACCACCCAAAGUCCUGGGUCUUGAACCUCAUCAAUUGGAUCUUGGUCAACAUCUGGAACCCAUAUCUCCGAACAGAGUCACUGGUCAAGCGUGCAGAGGACUGGGUCUGGUUCUUGGUCAAGCGUGAAGACGAAAACUCCGAUUAUUCCGAUCUCGCUCCUGUCAAUGCGCCCAUGAACAUGCUCUGCUGCUACAUUGUCGACGGUCCUGACAGCUACUCUGUUCGUCGACACCGCGAGCGUUUGCACGAGUUCUUGUGGGUCAAAGAUGAAGGUAUGCUGGUCAACGGCACAAACGGAGUACAGAACUGGGAUACUUCUUUCCUGAUUCAAGCUGUUGUUGAAUGCGACAAGGCUGAAGAUCCCAAAUGGAGGCCCAUGCUCGAAAAGGCUUUGGAGUAUCUCGAGAGUGCACAGAUCCGCGAAGAGUGUGUCGAUCAGCACAUCACUUAUCGUCAACAACGAAAGGGUGCUUGGGGUUUCAGCACAAAGAGCCAAGGUUACACUGUUUCUGACACCACUUCUGAAGGCCUCAAAGCUGUUCUGAUGCUCCAGUUUUUACCCAGCUACCCUCAACUAAUCUCAGACGAACGCAUCAAGGAAGCCAUCGACGUCCUCCUAACCAUGCAAAACAAGAAAUCUGGCGGCUGCUCUUCGUACGAAACCCAGCGCGGCUCUGAAUUGAUGGAAUGGCUCAACGCAGCAGAGGUAUUCGGCCGUAUCAUGGUCGAAUACGACUACCCUGAGUGUACAACCGCAGUCGUAACAGCAUUAACCAUGUUCAACAAACUCUACCCUAGCUACCGCAGUCAAGAGAUUGCAUUGUUCAAGAAGGGAGCCUACAAUUACAUCAGAAACGCGCAACGUGCAGAUGGAUCCUGGUACGGCAGCUGGGCCAUCUGUUUUACCUACGCAGGCAUGUUCGCUCUAGAAGCCCUCGCCACAGCAGGAGAAACCCACACGAACUCUGCUCGCGUACGCAAGGGCUGCCAAUUCUUCAUCGACAAACAAAUGGCAGAUGGUGGGUGGGGAGAAACAUAUCGCAGCUGUGAGACUGGCGAGUACUGUCAACACAAGCAAAGUCAAGUCGUGCAAACCGCUUGGGCAGUGAUUGCCUUGCUGGAAGCUGGAUACCCAGAUAGAGAGCCCAUUGAAAAGGCAAUCAAGCUUAUCAUGUCGCGUCAACAGGCCAAUGGCGAGUGGCUGCAAGAAGGCAUUGAAGGUGUCUUCAACAAGAGCUGCAUGAUCUCGUACCCUAACUACAAAUUCAUCUUCCCCAUCAAGGCACUGGGCAUGUUUGCUAAGAAGUACGGCAAUAUCGAGAUUCAGUAG